UUCGUGGUUCGUGUGUGUGGACCAGCGCUGAUUUACGUUGAUUUUUGUGGCGAAUAAUUGGCGGUACGUGACGACGAGGCGGUCGGAAGGGGCGGGUGAACGUUCGUGCCGAAGUAAAAAAAAAAAAAACGUGAUAUAAACGUUUUGUUAACGCUGGUUAACGCGAGAACGAGAGGCGCAAAUGUGGCGCUCGUCCGGAAAGGAACGGACAUCAUAACCUUGGAAGGAUCCGUGAACGCCGACUCGCGAGGCCCUGACACUUGUCCGAUUGAUAAAUAAAAGUUUCGACCGACAUGGAAGCGGUCGAGGAGAGCGAGCCCAACAUUCUUCGUGAGAUAGCGAGCGACGACGAGCUGAAGCAAAUCCCGCGGGAGCUGACGAGGAAGAUCAAUGCGCAUUUCAACGCGAGAUUCGAGGAGUUCAUAACCGCCAAGGCGGUUUUCGAGACCAGCCGAAAAUGCCUGGAGCAAAAUUUGGAGAAGGCGCAGAAGGAGCUUACGGAACAGAAAUUGAGUCUUGACGAGUGUAGAGAAAAGUUGGAGCUGACGGAGAGGAGCAAUACGGAAACGUGUAACAAUCUUGAGGAAGUGAAAAUUGAAGUACACCGAUUACAGGAAUCUGUCAAACGAUUAGAAAAGGAAAAUGGUGAAUUACGUAGACAAAGAGAUACAGCUACGGACGAGGCAAACGCAUUGCAACUGCAAGUUGAAAGGCGGGAUACCGAAAUUGAAAGGAUGCGUACUGAAUUGGCUUCUUAUAGCUCUCAGCUUCAAGCUGCUAUAGCUGCCAAAUGCCAAACUCUAGCUGAAACCGAGGAAAUUCGCAGUCGCGAAAUGACCUUAGAUUACAAGGAGAAACGGCUGGAGCAAGAGCGAGUGCUCUUCACGCAACAGUUAGCAGGCCUCGAGGAGGAGUUGGCCAAGAGGACCUCUGAACUUCAGACAGCGAGAUCCGAAGGCUCCUCUAGAAAUCUCUUAAUUGAUACUAAGCUGUCCCAGCGCGAGGAAGAAUUAAGAAUAGUCAACGAAGCCAACUCUCAACUACGAGAAUCAGUCUCCUCUCUCCAGAAGCAUUGUGACGAACUGACGCAGAAGGUAGAGCAGCAGCGAGCUCAUGAAAUCGCGAUAAAUGAUUCCUACCAGAAGGAGAUUAAUGCGCAAAAAAAUCUAGCCAGCUUAUAUGAGUCGAUGAAGGACGAUGCUAAUGCCAAGGCCGAGGAACUCUCUAACGCGGCGAGUGAGCUGCAAAAGCUUGUGGAUAGCACUGCGGAGGAGUAUGGAAUCUUGGAGACGAAGUACAAUCAACUGUUGCUCCAACACAAGCAGGAUAUUGAUGAAAAAGAACAAAAUAUCCAGGAGUUGACAAAAGAGUUGGAACAUGCUAACCAAUUACUGAAGAAUUUCCAACAAGAACAAUUGAAUCAAGCUGUAGAGCAGUUGGCACCUACAGCAGCUAUAACCAGUCGAGUUCUGCGAAAGGGCGCAAGUCUCACGCAAAUUUAUACUCAAUUGGUCGAAGCCACUAAUGAAUUAGCCUUGGCGAAAGAAGAAAAUGGACGUUUGAAGUGCCAAAUGGAUGCGAUCCUUCGCGAGUUAGAGCAGAAGGCGCCGUUACUGCAGCAACAACGUCAGGAUUAUGAAACGGCAAUGUCGAAUAUCGCGACGCUGACGAACAGGCUAGACGAGCUUCUCGCGGAAAAUCAGCGUCUUCAUGAAAACUUUGAUGAAGCUAACCGUCUCGCUAAGCAUCACACUAAGGAAAAUCAAAGGCUGAAAAGUCAGUCGGCCGACUUAGCUAGACAAGUAUGUUAUUUGCUCAAAGAAGUCCAAGAAAAUCGCACUGGCACUCACAUGGAAACUAGAGACUUGUCUUCCUCCGUAGAUCCAGAUGACAUCUUGUCAUCGCAAAUUAUUAGCAAGAAAUUGGUGACCUUUAAGGAUAUUGAAGAACUGCAGGAGAAUAAUCAGAAAUUGUUGGCGGUUGUCCGCGCGUUGUCAUCCAGACAAGAGGAAAUCGAGCGUGCCACCAAUGAAAUAAACUCGGGCGAGAUGAAGGAAAAGUUAGAUCAUUAUAUGGAACAGUUGGCAGAGAUGCAGGCUGCACAAGACAGACAGGCGAAGAUGUUUGACGGUCUUAUGAAGCAGAGAGACAUAUAUAAAAAUAUGUACCAGCAGAUUAAGAGUUCUAACGAGAAGAGAAAGGGGGGAGCGGAAAAAGACAUCGAAGAAGAGGACACAUCCAAGUCGGAAGAGGAGUCGAAAACAACGAAAAGCAGUGAAAUGGAAAAAAUAUCUAGCAAGCUGAAGGAGGCUGAGAAUAAGUUUAAACAAAUUUCAGACGAGUUUGAGACAUAUCGAAAAGAUCGGAGCGCGCAUGAAAAGAUGUUAAGCGAGGAGAUUGAAAAACUCAGAAAGGAGGCAGAAGCGAAAUCGGGAAGAUGCUGCGCGCUAAAAGCGCAGCUGGAUUCAGCGAACGACAGAUUCACAAAUUUGCAGAAUCAUAUCAGCACUUACAAGAACCAAAUUAAAGCACUCGAAGACAAAUGCAACAAUUAUAGCGUUACCAUCAGCAAACAUGAGCAAAGUAUUAUGAUGCUGAAAGACGAAACGCUCGCCGCGCAAUCUCGCUUAUCACGGGCGGAAGUUCAACUAGACAACAUUCGUCAGGAACGUCAACUUCUGCUGGACUCCGAGACACGUCUCCUAAAGGAGCGGGAGGUCUUCCAAAGGGAGAGACAGACCCAAGCACUGCUUUUUGCCGAUAUGGAAUCCAUCAAAGCCAGCUUGGAGCGAGUCCAGGCUGAAGGACAGCUCAGAGCCGAGCACAGAGUCGACGACGCCAACAGAGAAUGUGCCGCCCUUCGACGUCGUCUUCAGGAAGAGCAGGAUCGUUUCAGGGAACUAACCGCUCAUUUGGAGAGACAGUUUACUACUGCUCAAGAAAGAUUGAAGGAGGAACGUGAAUUGAGCGAGAGAUUGAAGGCGGAGCUGGAUCAAGCGAGAGAGAUUGAGACUCACAGUAGCCAAAAAAUUGAUGAAUUGAAUACUAAAUUAAAACAAGCAGCUGCCCAUUCUAUCACUAAACCCUUGACAGGCGAGGAGAAUCUUGUGAAGAGGGUGAAGGAGUUGGAGGUGCAACUAGGUACUUCCCAAAUCGAAGUGAAGUCGCUUUCCGAACAAUUGAAGGCAGCGAGGCAACAAAGUCAGCAGUACUGUGACAUCGCUGAGAGCGCCGAAACGCAGUUGAGAGAAUUGACGGCCGAGUACAACAAGUGUAAAGAGGAACUAGAGAACGCUCUGAAAGAGUCACGUAGUGAGGUUCUUUCGUUGCAAAAGAGAGUGAAGGAGCUGAGCGACGAUCUGACGAAGAUAUCAAACGGCAGGCACGAAACUGAUUCAGAAUUAAGAAUUAGACUGGCUGAGGCUGAAAGAAAGGUCGAGGAACUGGACGAGUUGAAGGGUGAGUUGGAGUUACUCAAGAGCGAUCUGAAGUCUGUCUCAGCUACGGCUAAAGAAGCGGAGGACAAAUAUGCUAGAGAAAUGAUGCAGCAUUCGUCUGAUUUACAGAUCUUGGCAAAGUUGAAAGAGGAAGCUGAACAAGUCCAAUAUCGGCUUAAUAGUUUGUCUCAAGAGCGAAACGCGGCAGUGGAGGCUCUAGAAAUUGAGAAAUCAGCCUCAAAACAGAGAGAGCAGAAGUAUAUUAACGAGAUUCAAGAAACUCAGAAGCGAAUUGUAGAUCUCGACACGCAGAAUGCGCUUUUGCACAAUCAGAUUCAAGAAUUGGGUGAUCGAGUGGCCAUCAUGCAGAGUCAACAGACCAAGAUAAGCGGAAGAGACAGUCCGGACACUAGUCUAGAGGCUCUGAACAAGAGUUUCAGCUCUAUGGAGGAAGACUCCAAUUCGGUUGAACAAUUGUUAAAAGUUAUGAAAUAUUUAAGACGAGAGAAGGAUCUUGCCAUAGCUAAAUCCGAUGUUCUCCGAGCUGAAAAUCUCAGAUUAAAAUCGCAGACCGAGGUAAUGGAGAAGCGGUUGAAAGAAACCGAAGUUCUGCUGAACUCUGAACGAGAAAAGGCAGAGAUCGAUGUAAUGACAACGUCUAAGCACGCGGAAUUGCUGCGCAAAGUGGAGACCUUGAACGCCAUCACUGAUUCGAAUCGAAUCCUCAGAGAAGAAAGAGAUAGUCUCAAUAUGAAGGUCAAUCAGCUUACGGCCAAAGUAAACGCUUUAUCAGAGGAAGUAGUACCUCUUCGAGAUCUAUCCCGAGAUUUGACAGCCAAAACGGAAGCUUUGACGGAAGAAAACACCAGCCUGAAAGGCGAGGCGACUAGAUGGAGGCAAAGGGCGAAUACGUUAUUGGAGAGAGCAAAUAAGGCUAGUCCUGAGGACUGGCGACGGCUUCAAACUGAAAGGGAGAAUCUGAGCAAGCUGUUAACAUCAGAGCGAGAAAUUCACGCGAAGAGAACCGAAGAAUUUAAUCAAAUGAAAACGGAGAAGGCAAAACUUGAUGAGCAAUUGAUGCAGUUGCAAAAACAGGUGCAAACUCAAGACGAACAAAUAUCGCGAGCAUCGGAAGAGGUCCGCAAACUGGGUCAAGAACUUAAUGAAGCGCUAGCCGAUUCUUCUUUGAAGGCAAAGGACUUGGCUUCUCUUAGAAAGGAACUGAACGACAAGGAGACCAUUCUUAAUGACAUUAGAAACAAGGAGAUUCAGAUCCGUAAAAUAGCCAAGAAAUAUAAAACACAAUAUGAGGAACUCUCGAGAAACGUAGAAGAAGACAAGAGUCGCAACGAAGAAAAUAGAAACGAAGACGCUUCCGGCGUGACGCAAGAGCGUGAGAACCAGCUGCGCGAGGAAGGCCGUCAGGAAAUUCGUCAGACGAAUCUUGAGCUCACGGCGAAGAUAGACGAGAUAACUCGCCAAAUGGCAGCAGCUCAAAAUGAGGCCGAUAAUCUGAGGAAGGAGAUUGAAGCCAUGAAUCGUAGCAGCAUAGAAAAGGAAGAUAGAGCGAAACAAGUCCUUAAAGGCGCCAGAACGAAAAUCAUGCAGUUGACGGAGUCCAAGAAGAUCUGCGAGAAAGAGCUAUUGGAUCUAAAGUCCAGACUGGAGUCUGCGGGAAGUAGUAGCGGAGUUCAGGGAGAUUCCGACACCGAGCACGAUGCGCGAUUAGUAGCGUUGAAAUCACAAAUGGAGAGCCGUAUCUCCAGACUGGAGCACGAGAAGUCGGAAAUACAGGCGGAAAAGGAGGCGCUUUCGCAGCGGGUUGCUCAACUCCAGAGGCAAUUGUCGGGGGUGAGCGGAGUAAGUGCGACCACGGAACCACCGACCGCGAACAUUAAGCCGAUGUCGGCCAGAGCGGAAACACCGUUGGCCAGCAUCAGGCCGAUGAGCGUGGUGCAAUCACGAACAGCUGCUGUUUUGCCGACUACGGCUGGUGCACCGGUCAUGGUUGCGCCGCAUCAACAGAUGCAGCAACAACAGGUAGUGCACACUACGGAGACGAGCUCGCCGACUAGUAGUCUGACUGACUUCCAACCAGCAAGUACUUCAUCACAGAGUGCACAAACUGGUAGUCUUCGUCAGUUGGUGGUUCAACCGCAGUUAAGCGAAUCGGCCGAGUCGACACAGAGAGAGGAUCCGGAGAGCGCGGAAACACUUAACUUGCAACCGCAACAGCAGCAGUGUCAGCAGCAGCAGCAGCAACAGCAGCAGCAAACGGUAGCACUGGUGAGCCCCAGAGUGGAGCAGCAGCAACAGCAGCAGCAGAUCACCAUCAGUGACCAGCAACAGACGGUAGCGAGCAGCUCCACGCAAUCAGUCAGUACUUCUCAAGCUUCCACGGGACACAAGAGACCACGAGUCGUGGAUUCGACCGCUUCUGGUUCCGGGAUAGUCGAGGGAUUAGAUCACGGACGUCAGGAGCAGGUGCAGAGUCCGAAAACUAAGAGGAGCAGACAGGACAUUAGCGCGACUGCGAGCGCCAGUGCUUCGGAAGUAGAGUAUCAAGUGCCCACGUCGAGCCAGAGGGAUCAAGAUGAAGAAGUAGAAGGUUGUGUGGUAGUAGUAGACUGUGAUGAGGGUGAAGGUGGAGGAAACCAUCAAGCACAAGAAGAAGAAGAGUUUGACAAUGAUACAUAUGAAGAGAUAGAAGAAGAAGAAGAGGUGCCCUAUGAAGUCGAGGUUGAACGAGACAAUAACGAAGUUGAGAUUAUAUUCGAGGAGGAUUCGACUAGUGCCGAAAUUUCUAGGCAAAGCCAAACUGUUAUUCCUACAAGUCAGCAGCAGUCUGAAGCGAUCAGUAGUGCUGGACCGACUGGAGAACCCGCUACGUCUUUUACAACGAGGUCUAGAGGAAUCGCACCUAUGCCCAGGCAGCAGCAACAGCAACAUCUUCUUUUGCCACAACAGGGUUAUGAAGAUGGCGGUGACGACUGCAUCGUACCGAGCACUCCUACUCUUUUCGUUCCUCGUCGCGAUGGUUUCGGCGAAGCUGUAAGUUCUCCGCAGGUGCCGCAAGGUCGUUUUACCUUUGGAGAUUCUUCGACACCUACGACGGCUUCCUCGACGCCAUCUCUAACUACACCUACAGGAUCUACCACUAGGAUUUUCGGUUCUGCCAACUCCGCUGUGGUUCAGGUUCAAGAGAGCCUGGACGACGGUAGAAUGGAUCAGGCACAGCUGGAGGAUGGUGGAACGGGUCGUAGUGUUCCUACAACACCUCUUCAAGUUUCCCCAGCCGCGGAUUUGCCUCCUUCGACUAGUAGCAGCCAAUCCGAAGAACAAGAGAGUACACAUGUUUCCGUAACAGCAACUUCGGGAGAUAGUGUCGAAGAAACGAACAUUCCCAGCAUUCGUAUUGUCGGUGCUGAUGAUCAGCAACGCGGUUCAACUGAAGCUACAGAAUCUAGCGCAACUCCAAGCGAAGAGGUAAGUUCGGAGGGUGAGAAACGAGUGGAAGAAUCAGUGGCCACGGCAUCCAGCGAGGAUGAUGCCAUGGACACGGUAGAAGCGACGGAAGAGGCGGGAAGCGAACUCGCUGAGGACGAAGUCGAAGAAGAGAAUCGUGAAGCGGAGGCGUCACCGUCCAUCAACACUCGCCAGAGGACAAUGGCGGCCAGUCUAGCGGCCGCAGGUGACUCCAAUAACGCCAGGGGUGUGACAGUGAGACGAUCGUCAAGAUCACCUUUCAGGGCGGCCAGAAACGCAAGGCCUACACCAAUUGUUUGGGGAGAAAGUCAGUCGGGUAGAGGACAACCCGUGAUGCGAGGACACGCGGCUAGAGGAGCCGCUAAUGAGGGGGGACGAGGACGAGGGACACGCGGCCGACGAAUGCGCGCGAAAUAUCCUUACGCCCGAUACUCAUAAUAUCGCACAACGUCUUUUCCAUCUUGUGUACGUCUUUUACUCGUCAGACAUUCUAUGUAGUUUGUAUUGUCGAAUUAUGUUAAACAUACAGUAAAGGAUAAACUCCAGUAAACUGGUUCGAUAUCUUUUAUAUAAUAAAUGCUUUAACGUUCCUAAUCAUUUCUUUAAAAAAAUGUUUGUAGAAGAGUUCUGUAGAAAGUGUUAUAUCAUUCUGUUUACAUUUUUUUCUCAGUAGAAUUUUUAAGGAAGAUUGAAGAAAUAUUUCUUCUUUUUUUAACACGAGUUUGAAGAUUGAAAAUAUUGCAGUUUGCAAUUUUGUCACAUUUCUUUAAAUACUAUAAGAAAUUAAUAAAAUUUAGAUUUAA
Monomorium pharaonis (pharaoh ant) is the source of this 7726-nucleotide messenger RNA. It is a transcript of the gene Mgtor, whose product is annotated as nucleoprotein TPR. Gene Ontology annotation, biological process: protein import into nucleus; mRNA export from nucleus. The coding region runs from base 294 to 7361 and encodes 2355 amino acids. The transcript has 12 exons. NCBI's taxonomy places the organism in Eukaryota, Metazoa, Arthropoda, Insecta, Hymenoptera, Formicidae. The record is from RefSeq and is a predicted model, not a curated record. Gene Ontology annotation, cellular component: nuclear pore. Gene Ontology annotation, molecular function: structural constituent of nuclear pore.